UAACGAAUUAUGACUAAAUCUCCAUUGCGAACUCAAUCUCACUCCACUGCAACCUUCAUUCAAGAUGAUCACAAGUAUUCCACUGUCAAACACACCAACAUUCACCCAACUCUGUAACCUCAAAUCUAUAACCAAUAUGAGGACUUCAGAAUAUUCAAAUGCAAAUGUUAAGAAUAUGACAAGAUUAUUGAAAGUCAAAACUAAUAAAUCAAUCAAAUGAAGUACUCUUAUCAUAUAUGUUUAGGCAAUUCAUUUCAGAUUGUCAAAUCAGUUUGAUUCAUUUUAAAGAAUAAUUGGAAGAUCAAUUGUCUAUCAAAGAAAACUACGACUAAGAACUCAGACAACUCAAUUAAUUGGUCGCUUCCUUGAAAUCAGAGAAUCAACAAUUACUAUUGUUGUAUAAUGACAAGAAAAGCGAAGUCGACGAACUUACUUCCAAUAAUCUCAUCAUCAUUAAUGACUUUAACAAACAAUUUGAGAACACUCUCAAGGCUCGCAUUGAAAAAGAUAUCAAAGAGAUCCACAACAAAUACCUAAGGGUAUUAGUCUUAGUCAAGCCUAUAGGAAAUCCAACUGCUUAAGACAAAACUAUUUGAAUAAGAAAAACUUGUUCAUAAUCAAGAAGUCAUUCGAUUAUUGCAAAAGAAAUGCGAGGACUUGUUGCAAAGCAUAGACUAAAAGAAUAAUUACAUCGAUGAUUUACUCAUCAAAUACGGAGAAUUGGAUGAAAAAUACGAGAAUCUCAAAAAACAAAUGUCCUAAAAGCUCUAUGAAGAAGAAAUCUUAGAUGAUUUAUCUAUAUUUAAAUUAAACAAAAGUUGA
Paramecium octaurelia is the source of this 822-nucleotide messenger RNA. The record is from the annotation of a GenBank genome assembly. Lineage: Eukaryota; Ciliophora; Oligohymenophorea; Peniculida; Parameciidae.